GCCACCGAGGUGCCCUAUGCCAUUGCCACGGAUAACCUGCAGUGUCGGGAGAGGAGGCAGCCCCCAGACCUGGUCAGUGAUGAGGUGGAGAGAGAGUUGCUGAAGGAAGCUGAACUUAUCAGAAAUAUCCAGGAGCUUUUGAAAAGGACCUUGAUGCAAGCUGUUAACCAGAUGAGGUUAAAUCGAGCUCACCAAGAGGUUUGUGAAAGGGACUGGUCAGACAAAGUCCAAACGUACAACGUGGAUGAGAAGUGUGGGAGAUACAGCAACCAGAACACCAACAUCCAGUUCCACCCUGCCUCAGUGAAGGUUGAAGAGAGUGCCUCAACACCAGAGACAUGGGCCAAAUUCAGUCAUGACAACAUCUCUAGGGCAGAAGGAGAGAAAAUGGCUUCCACCAACCUCCGUGCCUUGAUUGACAAUGUCCUUCAUGAUGCCUCUGAGGACCUGAGGCUGCAAUGUGCUGCUGUUAAUGAGGCUUUUGCCAAACACUUCGAGGAGCUGAGUGAUGCAAAACACAAGCUGGAGCAUCAGCUGAACAAGACCCUUAAGGAGAUUGGAGAUCAAGAAGCCAACAUUGCUGCUCUCAAACAAGCCAUCAAAGACAAAGAAGCCCCCAUGAAAGUUGCUCAGACCAGGCUGUAUGACAGGUCUUUUAGGCCCAACGUUGAGCUCUGCAGAGAUGAUGCACAAUUCAGGUUGAUCAGUGAAGUUGAAGAACUAACUGAAUCCAUUGAAUCUCUGAAGAAAAAGCUGCUGGAAUCUGAACAGACCCUCAGGAACCUGGAAGACACACGGAUGGAUUUAGAAAAAGAGAUAGCUGUGAAAACAAACAGUAUUUUCAUUGAUAAGCAGAAGUGCAUGGCCCACCGUGCACACUACCCUGCUGUGCUGAAGUUAGCAGGGUACCAGCAGUGA
Merops nubicus (carmine bee-eater) is the source of this 918-nucleotide messenger RNA. It is a transcript of the gene TEKT4, whose product is annotated as tektin 4. The transcript has 6 exons. Gene Ontology annotation, biological process: cilium assembly; cilium movement involved in cell motility. The record is from RefSeq and is a predicted model, not a curated record. Bases 154 to 918 code for a protein of 254 amino acids. Gene Ontology annotation, cellular component: microtubule cytoskeleton; nucleus; sperm flagellum. Lineage: Eukaryota; Metazoa; Chordata; Aves; Coraciiformes; Meropidae.